GCCUGCUCCAUUUGUGCCUAUUAUGUUUUCACCAACUCAAGGUGUUCCUCCCCAAAUCCUGAAUGGAAUGGAUAUCAGGCUCCUCUGUAUCCACCACCACCACCAGAAAGGAGUAUGCAUCCCCCUCCAGCAUUUGUUAUAAACAAUACAGCAACGGAUGCCAAUGUAUAUGGUCAUCAUCAACAGCAACAGCAAUCGCUUAUUGAAGACUUUCCAGAACGGCCUGGUCAACCUGAAUGCUCUUACUUCUUAAAGACUGGGGACUGCAAAUUUAGGGCUGCAUGCAAAUAUCACCAUCCAAAGAAUCGAAUUCCAAAGUCACCUCCAUGCACCCUCAGCGACAAGGGUCUGCCAUUAAGACCAGAUCAGAAUAUCUGCACCCACUACAACCGCUAUGGCAUUUGCAAGUUCGGACCUGCCUGUAAAUUUGACCAUCCAGUAAAUUAUGGCAACUCGGCCUCGGCCCCUUCAGCUGAGUCUGGCCAAGACCAGCCCCCACCUUUUGGGGGCUCUGUCACUGCUGAUGGGGUCAGACCUGGCAGUGGGAACGGAAACGAGAUUCUAAUCCAGCAGCCUGUCUAAGACUUUUUGCAUUAAGGUGCUUCUUAAUGUUUUAAAGGAUUUAGUUAACAAGGAUUUUGGGGUUUUUUUUUUUUUUUUUUUUCGUUUUUGUUUUUUUCUCCUCUUGUAAACUUAAAAAAAAAAUUUCUAUUUAUCUCUUCAGUUGAAGCUGCCACAAGCUUUUCAAAGGAUGGCAAUUUUAUAACGUGUUAUGUUACUACAAAGCUUAAGCAAAAUCAGGAUGUGUAAAUUAUUCUA
Molecule: messenger RNA, 819 nt
Organism: Vitis riparia (riverbank grape)
Lineage: Eukaryota; Viridiplantae; Streptophyta; Magnoliopsida; Vitales; Vitaceae
Product: zinc finger CCCH domain-containing protein 43-like
Exons: 3
Coding region: 115-582 (155 amino acids)
Molecular function (GO): mRNA binding; metal ion binding
Source: RefSeq, a predicted model, not a curated record